Messenger RNA from Euleptes europaea (tarantolino), 755 nucleotides. It is a transcript of the gene CSRP3, whose product is annotated as cysteine and glycine rich protein 3. Gene Ontology annotation, biological process: sarcomere organization; muscle tissue development; cardiac muscle contraction. The record is from RefSeq and is a predicted model, not a curated record. The transcript has 5 exons. Bases 28 to 621 code for a protein of 197 amino acids. Gene Ontology annotation, molecular function: actinin binding; structural constituent of muscle. Lineage: Eukaryota; Metazoa; Chordata; Lepidosauria; Squamata; Sphaerodactylidae. Gene Ontology annotation, cellular component: cytoplasm; Z disc; nucleus.
GUCCUCAGACCACCAAAAGCUUCCAAGAUGCCAAACUGGGGAGGAGGAGCCAAAUGUGGUGCCUGUGAUAAGACAGUCUAUCAUGCUGAGGAAAUCCAGUGCAACAGCAAGAGCUUUCACAAGACGUGCUUCCAUUGCAUGGCGUGUCGAAAAGCUCUGGACAGUACAACGGUAGCAGCUCAUGAAUCAGAAAUCUAUUGCAAAACCUGUUAUGGGAGAAAAUACGGUCCCAAAGGAAUUGGAUAUGGACAAGGUGCAGGCUGCCUCAGCACUGACACCGGAGAUCAUCUGGGUCUGAAUCUGCAGCAAUCGUCACCAAAGCCUGCUCGUCCUUCUACGCCUACCAACCCUUCAAAGUUUGCCAAAAAGUUUGGAGAUGUGGACAAAUGCCCUCGUUGUGGCAAGUCAGUUUAUGCUGCAGAGAAGAUAAUGGGAGGAGGGAAGCCUUGGCACAAGACAUGUUUCCGAUGUGCUUUUUGUGGAAAGAGUCUAGAAUCUACAAAUGUUACAGACAAAGAUGGAGAGAUCUACUGUAAAGGCAAGUGCAUUUGCUAUGCAAAGAAUUUUGGACCUAAAGGAAUUGGAUUUGGUGGCCUCACUCAAGUUGAAAAGCAAGAAUAAGCUCUUUCCCACUGAGGCCUAAACAGUAAUUUAAAGCUAAGAGGGCUACUAAGAACACUCUUUUUAUUUCAUUGGAAAAAUUAAUAAGCUACUUCUUACACAGCUUUUGUAGUAUAUUUUAGUGUAGGAAAGCA